Molecule: messenger RNA, 2310 nt
Organism: Tyto alba (common barn owl)
Lineage: Eukaryota; Metazoa; Chordata; Aves; Strigiformes; Tytonidae
Exons: 2
Coding region: 558-1583 (341 amino acids)
Source: RefSeq, a predicted model, not a curated record
GUGGGAAGGACUCCAGGGAUUAGGCUAUAGCUCGGAGGACUGGAAGUGCCACCCCGUGUGCCUGAGGAGCUCGCAAGAGCAUCCCUCCCUCCCAAGAACACUCUCUUGCCCCAUUCUGACUCGGCAACAUCUCUCUUCCAGCUUCACCGGCCCUCCUGUACUUUUAACCUGGGAGAUCCAUACUGUCGCCUCUUGAGCACGGAGUACAACUGCCUGCACGACCCACAUCUGGAGGCGUACCACAGGCGCAGUCAUAACUUUAGGAGCCUGAAGAGGGCCGGUUAUGUCACCAGCGAUGGCAAAGUAGGUUUUGACAUCGUCAGGUUGAUCAAACCGGUUCCCCCCAAGUGGUCUUCCCCGAGCAAAGAGGGAGUGGGUUCAGAGGGGGCACCUUCUCGCCCACCAGGUUCGGGCUGCUUCGGGGAGGCGCUCUGCGUAGCUGGCUUGAGAGUGCAUGGCUGAUUUCUCCUCUCGUUGCUCCCUAGGUGAUUUGCAAUCUCAAAGAGUUCAAUGAAUACAGGCAAUAUCUGAGCACUCUCAAGCUGGAGGCAAAGAAAAUGUCCAGGCAAGCAGAGGGAAGGCUUCAGCAGCACCUGCCCGAAUUAAAGGAUGCCCCCAAGGUGCCGGGAGCUGUGGACACUUCUCGCCUGGCAGAGCGGCUGCUGCAGCCUCGAAAAACAUCUUGCCCACCUCAACCCAGGAGCAGAAAAGUCUCCCUGAGAUCACGGCGCCAAACGUGCUCCCAACCUGAGCAGGGAGAGGAAGGUGCCAAGCCGCCCCGGAGGCUCAGUAGUGACGCUGACUCCGAGAGGAUUCCGCCAGGCAUCCUUGCAAAUGGUGUGUUCGAAGCUGCAUUUGAACAGCAAACUGCAGGAGGAGCCCAGAAGCUUGAAGAGCUGUCUGAGACUGCAGUGCAGCAAGUGUUGGAGACGGUGAAUCUCCCUAAGAGAGAGCCACAGCCAUCCCAGACGCCUUUCUCAAGGCUGCACCUGGAAGAAGGAGAAGGAUUCCCCGGAGCAUCUGAACAGCAGAGCCUGGAAGCCAGCAAGGGAGCAAAGUUGCCUGUGUUACCACCGCUGCCAAAUGCAGCCGCUGCUGAAGUCUCGCAACUCUGCCACACGAUUGUCAGGGAAAGCAUCCAACGUGCCAUCUCGAGAGUUCAGCAGCGCCAUGCAGAGCGGACUGGCUAUGGUAGAACCGUUGUCCCUGAGGUGCUUGGAACGGGGAAAAAGAAAUUAGAAAUGAAGCCAAUGCCAACAGCCUUAGCCACAUCUUUGGCUCCAAGGACCAUACCUGAUGACAGCGUUGACACUGUAUUAGUGUGGACGUGUGCACCUGGGCCUGCACUGACACUGAAAUUGAAUUUUGGAAGGCCUGUCGCAACCCCCUGGCUCCAACGAGAUGGAAAGGAGAGCUAUCCCGCUGAGGACGCCCUUCCCUCCUUGGGCCCACCCUUUCCCAGGCAGCCCGUCCCUCUGGCGGCUCUGAAGCCCCCUGUCCAGACAGGAGCACGGCACAGAUUGGUGAACAUUGAGCUCGUCCAAGGCAAGCCCCAGCAGCCCAUGUACAAACGAGGGCGUUAGUUGGGAGACUUGCGGACAAUGGCCUCAGCAGGUGUGUGGCCAAGAGAGCUGGAGAGCCCCUGGGCAACUCCAGCAGGCAGCAAAGACGGACCUUACAGCCUUGUGCUUCCAAUAAAGAGUUGACUCCCGAGUGCUCGCCUUGUGCCUAUGUCGUGGUUUGAGCCUGGUCGGCAGCGAAACACCACGCAGUCACUCGCCUACCCACCCCCACUUGGGAAUGGGGAGGGAAUUGGAGGGGCAAAGGGAGAAUCGCGGUUGAGAUAAAAACUGCUUAAUAAGCGGAAUUGUAAUAAAAUAAUAUGGUGACAGUAGAAACGGGUAAUGUGCAAUGCAAUUAAUUGUUCAUCACCCGCCGACCGACACCCUGCCCCUUCCCGGCUAGCGAUCCCGAAACACAAAGAUGCCACAGGAGCCAUCCCAGAAAGGAGAGCGUGCACCUUCCCGCCCAUUCCUUCCUUUAUAGGGUGAGCAUAACGUCACAUGACAUGGAGUAUCGGCCAGUCCGGGCCCAGGGCUCCAGCUGUGUUCCCUCCCUGCUUCUUGCGUGCCUGCACACAGGCGGGGCACGCGGAGCUGGAGAGUCCCUGAACUCUCAGUGUGCCACCAGCACUCCUCCAGCUACCAAAACCAAACAGGAACUCUAUUCCAGCCCGAACCAGGACAGCCUACCUUCAUUCAAGCCAGGCCGUCCCGUGGCCUCCUCAAGGCCUCUCUCAAGGCCUUUCCA